UGGAACGAAGGUAUAUAUAGUGUAUAUGGGAGCACUUCCUCCUAACGGGGACUACUCGCCUUCAUCUCACCACCAAAAUAUCCUCCAACAAGUUAUUGGAACAAAUUCUGUGGGAGAUUCGUUGGUCAGAAGCUAUGGAAGAAGUUUCAAUGGCUUUGCAGCCAAACUCACUGAAGCCGAAAGAGAUAAGCUUUCUGGCAUGGGAGGCGUGGUGUCGGUGUUCGAGAGCAGGGAUUUGAAGCUUCAGACGACGAGAUCGUGGGAUUUCAUGGGGUUUGGCGGCACGUUCAAGCGUAACCCGAAGACCGAGAGCGACAUGGUGAUCGGUGUUAUCGACACUGGAAUCUGGCCCGAAUCUCCGAGCUUUACGGAUAAAGGCAUCGGCCCUCCGCCGAAAAAGUGGAAGGGCGUUUGCAAAGGAGGCUCAAACUUCACCUGCAACAACAAGAUUAUCGGAGCACGAUACUAUGUCGAUUCCUCCGCACGGGAUAACGAGGGUCACGGGACGCACACAGCUUCGACUGCCGCGGGUAACGAAGUACAAGGAGUGAGUUUCCACGGCUUUGCACAAGGCACGGCGAGAGGCGGUGUCCCUUCGGCAAGGAUCGCUGCAUACAAAGUCUGCGAGUCCAUUCUCUGCGACGACGCCGCCAUCUUGGCCGCGUUCGAUGACGCCAUCGCGGACGGUGUCGACAUUAUAUCGGCUUCCCUCGCAGGAAAGCCUGUCAGUUUCGACAAAAGCACCAUUUCCAUCGGAGCAUUCCACGCGAUGGAGAAAGGCGUUUUGACCGUAAACUCCGCUGGAAACGACGGCCCUUAUCCCUCGUCGAUCGCCAGCGUGGCGCCAUGGAUGUUAUCGGUCGCAGCCAGUAGCACUGACCGGGAAUUCGCGACAAAGGUUGUUCUCGGAAAUGGCACGACUUUACUCGGAACAUCAAGCAUCAAUGGCUUUGGAAUGAAUAACACAAAGUUCUCUUUGGCAUAUGGAAGAACACCUGCAAGUUUUUGCUCCGAGGAAGAAGCAAGGAUGUGCGAGUUCCGUUGCUUGAGAGAGGCCAAGGGAAAGAUCGUUGUGUGCGACGUAAUUAACGGAGAAGAUGUCGCUGCGGAUGCUGGGGCCGUCGGACUAAUCGUGAAAGAACCCGACUUCCCGAUCAUUUCCAGCAGUAUUCCGAUAUCCGCCUUGAAUGACGACGACUACAAAUCCCUCUUGGCUUACAUCAAUUCAACCGAAAACCCGCAAGGGAGUAUACUGAAAAGCGAGACGAUCAAAGACACGAGUGCACCUCUUGUUGCUUCCUUCUCUUCCCGCGGUCCGAACUCCAUAGCCAGCGAUAUCUUAAAGCCGGAUAUAACAGCUCCUGGGGUGAAUAUAAUAGCUGCAUAUUUGCCGUAUUUCAAGUACUAUUUUUCGUCCGGAACGUCUAUGUCUUGUCCCCACGUUGCUGGUGUCGCGGCUUACGUUAAGACGGUCCAUCCCGAAUGGUCAGCUUCCGCUAUCAAAUCCGCUAUCAUGACAACUGCAUGGGCGAUGAAUGGUUCAAGAAACAGAGGAGCAGAGUUCGCGUAUGGAUCCGGACAUCUCAACCCGACAAAAUCUGCUGAUCCAGGACUCGUUUACGAUGCAACAAAGGACGACUACGUGAAAAUGCUCUGCGCUAUGAACUACACGACAGAAUCUGUAAGGAUCAUCGCUGGAAAUAGCUCAAGUUGUCCUAAAGAAUUGAACUCGAACGUCAGAGAUCUCAACUACCCUUCGAUGGCAUCUAAAGUGUCGACAGCUUCUCCUUCGGAAAUCGUGUUUUCGAGAACAGUGACGAACGUGGGGUGGCCGAAUUCAACAUACAAGGCGGAGGUGACGUCUGAUCCGAAACUGAAAGUCACUGUCGAGCCGGAAAGCCUCGUGUUUGGAUCGGUCGGAGAGAAGAAGUCGUUCACUGUCACUGUCGCUCACGAAAACCUUUCGGACGUGAAGGGUCCAGUUUCCGCAUCUCUUGUUUGGUCCGACGGCUCUCAUGUCGUGAGGAGUCCCAUUGUUCUUUAUUCCUCUUUACCAACCGAUAUUUGAAUAAUUGUACCCAGCUCUCUAAUCAAAUUCAAAGAUAAACACAGCUUUUUAUUUGUAAUUUGAUACUUUUAAUUCGAAUAAUUAUGUCAAAAACAUCAUAUUCUGCA
Molecule: messenger RNA, 2175 nt
Organism: Tarenaya hassleriana
Lineage: Eukaryota; Viridiplantae; Streptophyta; Magnoliopsida; Brassicales; Cleomaceae
Product: subtilisin-like protease SBT4.2
Exons: 9
Coding region: 26-2068 (680 amino acids)
Biological process (GO): proteolysis
Molecular function (GO): serine-type endopeptidase activity
Source: RefSeq, a predicted model, not a curated record